UGCCGCACAAUGAAUGGCCGCUGAGCGCGGCCGGGACCGGAGCCGAGGCUGAGCCCCCCCCACCCUCCGGUUCCCAGUACCUCCCACCAUGGCCCAGACCCUCCAGAUGGAGAUCCCCAACUUCGGCAACAGCAUCCUGGAAUGCCUCAAUGAGCAGCGGCUGCAGGGGCUGUACUGCGACGUCUCCGUGGUGGUCAAGGGCCAUGCCUUCAAAGCCCAUCGCGCUGUACUGGCCGCCAGUAGCUCCUACUUUCGGGACCUGUUCAACACCAGUAAGAGCGCGGUGGUGGAGCUACCGGCCGCGGUACAACCGCAGUCCUUCCAGCAGAUCCUCAGCUUCUGCUACACCGGUCGCCUUAGCAUGAACAUGGGGGACCAGUUCCUAUUGAUGUACACAGCCGGAUUCCUCCAGAUCCAGGAGAUCAUGGAGAAGGGAACUGAGUUCUUCCUCAAGGUCAGCUCGCCCAGUUGUGACUCCCAAGGCUUGCAUAGUGAGGAGGCUCCGUCGUCGGAGCCGCAGAGCCCGGUGGCGCAGACCUCCGCUUGGUCCUCCGGUACCGCGGCCUUGCCGCUGGUGUCGCGGGUGAAGACGGAGCAAGGGGAGCCCGAUGGGGUGCAAUGCACCUUUGUGGUCAAGCGCCUAUGGGAUGGGGGGGCCAAGGAUGGUGGUGGUGCUACAACCGGUGGGAACGGUAGCAGGAAGAUGGCCAAGUUCUCAGCACCGGAACCGGGGAGGCAACAACAACCGGCGACGCCGACAACGGCACCGGUGGUACCGGUGGUACCGGUGGCACCGGGACCCAGCGCCGCGGAUCAGACCAGCCCCGGGGGCACGUCCAGUGCCUACACCAGUGACAGCCCCGGGUCCUUCCACAACGAGGAGGAUGAGGAGGAGGACGGGGGGGAGGAAGGCUCCGAUGAGCAGUACAGGCAGAUCUGCAACAUGUACACCAUGUACAGCAUGAUGAAUGUGGGGCUGGCAGCCGCAGAGAAGGUGGAGGCACUGCCGGACCAGGGCACAUCAGAGCCUCGCACCCGCGUCCGUGUGAGGCAGGAUUUGGCCUCACUACCGGCUGAGCUCAUCAACCAGAUCGGGAACCGUUGUCACCCCAAGCUCUAUGAUGAGGGGGACCCUGCUGAGAAGCUGGAGCUGGUCACAGGCACCAACGUGUACAUCACACGGGCACAGCUGAUGAACUGCCAUGUGAGUGCAGGGACAAGGCACAAGGUCCUCCUGAGGCGGCUGUUGGCAUCCUUCUUUGACCGUAACACCCUGGCCAACAGCUGUGGAACUGGUAUCCGUUCAUCCACCAAUGACCCCAGGAGGAAGCCACUGGACAGUCGGGUUCUGCAUGCGGUCAAGUUUUACUGCCAGAACUUCGCCCCCAACUUCAAGGAGAGCGAGAUGAACGCCAUAGCUGCUGACAUGUGCACCAACGCUCGCCGCGUGGUCCGCAAGAGCUGGAUCCCAAAGCUCAAGCUCCUCAGUGCUGAAGGGGAUUCCUACACAUCCUUCAUCAAUGAGGCCGGGAAGCUGGAGCCGGAUAUUAUGGGGCCGGAGCCGGGUUUUGAUGCCAGCGCCCAUGAGGGGGAAGCAGGAGCCCCCGGAGAGGGGCUGCAGUGACCCCAUUGCCACCUCCAACCCCGUUGCAAUGGGGUGACCCCCCCACCCCUUAUUGGGACCCCAGUAUGAGGUAGGGAUGUCCCUGCCAGGUACAGAUGCUGUCACCAGGUAGGGAUCCCCCUACCUGGUUGGGACCCCGGAACCAGGUAAGGGACCCCAUUGCUAGGUAAGGAACCCCCCCUACAAGUAGGGGCCCUGUCCUAGGUAGGGCAGCCCCCCCGCAAGGUAAGGACCCCAUAACCAGGUCAGGACCCCAUUGCUAGGUAAGGAACCCCCCCUACAAGUAGGGGCCCUGUCCUAUGUAGGGCACCCCCCCCGCAAGGUAAGGACCCCAUAACCAGGUCAGGACCCCAUCAAUAGGUAGGGGACCCCCUCCCCUCCAGGUGGGGACCAUUGGCCAGGUAGAGGACCCCCCUGCUAAGUAGGGACCCCAUUACCGUGUAGGGCAUCCUACCCCCCAUAUAGGGUCCCCCUUGUAAUAGAGCCCUAUGGUUACAUGGGGACCCCCACCCCAUGGGCACCUGCAUUGAGGGUGACCCCAUUGAUGGUGGAAGGAUCCAUGUGGUUGUAGGGCCCCCUCCUCCCAGGGGGUAUGUGUCACCCCCCAGCAGGGGCAGGGGCUGCCCCCAUCCCACCCCAUAGCACUGCUUAGGGG
Melopsittacus undulatus (budgerigar) is the source of this 2279-nucleotide messenger RNA. RefSeq names its product nucleus accumbens associated 1 (gene NACC1). NCBI's taxonomy places the organism in Eukaryota, Metazoa, Chordata, Aves, Psittaciformes, Psittaculidae. Gene Ontology annotation, molecular function: RNA polymerase II cis-regulatory region sequence-specific DNA binding; protein binding; DNA-binding transcription factor activity, RNA polymerase II-specific. The coding region runs from base 89 to 1624 and encodes 511 amino acids. The record is from RefSeq and is a predicted model, not a curated record. Gene Ontology annotation, biological process: regulation of transcription by RNA polymerase II. The transcript has 6 exons.